AUGGAGAUUGAUCCGGAAAUUCCACCUGGCUCCUCGGGUACUACUCCUGCAGCCGGUUCUGCCACCCCCACUCUCGCUGCUGCUUCCAGACACAGCGACGAGCGAAGGGUCCUUUGGUCUGCGGUCGCUGCAUUGGGUCGUCAUGCUGACCAAUUUUAUGAAUAUCAGAAUAUCACACAGUGCACGAUUGAGGCAGUCACCAACUAG
Molecule: messenger RNA, 207 nt
Organism: Sparassis crispa
Lineage: Eukaryota; Fungi; Basidiomycota; Agaricomycetes; Polyporales; Sparassidaceae
Exons: 1
Coding region: 1-207 (68 amino acids)
Source: RefSeq, a predicted model, not a curated record